Molecule: messenger RNA, 541 nt
Organism: Kockovaella imperatae
Lineage: Eukaryota; Fungi; Basidiomycota; Tremellomycetes; Tremellales; Cuniculitremaceae
Exons: 3
Coding region: 97-468 (123 amino acids)
Source: RefSeq, a predicted model, not a curated record
ACACGCUGGGACUGUUCAAACUCUGAACCUCACUUCUUUACAGCUGCACCUCUUGAUCUGACUUUUGACAAAACCCAUCAAUCGACUCAAUUUAGCAUGUCCCUCGCACGAUUCACUCGAGCUUCCACUGCUCCUCUCAGGACUCUUCAACUCCGGGCCAUCUCAACCUCUGCUGUCAGGUCGAAGAGCUUGACCGACAGUGUCAAAGAGACUGCCGACGCGGUCAACAAGAAAGUCGGACAGACCCUCGCUAGUGGACUCGAAGGAGCUCAGAACGCCGCUGAUAGCGUCAAAGAGACCGUCGGCGUGAGAGCUGACCAAGCCAAAGCCAAAGUCGACGCCAACACACCCACCAAGAACCAAGUCAAGGGCGCGGCGGACUACGUCAAGCAGACCGUCAAUGAAGCUGCUGCCGAUGCCAAAGUAGAGGCCAACAAGGCCAAGCAGGACGCCAAGAGUAAGCUCUGAGCGGGAGUUGUUCAAAGGGGAGAACUAGUAAAUCGCCAUACAAAAAUCGUCUCAGAAUGUAUACGAAAUGACA